AUGCUGCAAUACUUUCAUUCCUUCAUUCUAUCACUCAAUUUUCUUCUUUGCCUUCAAACCUUUCUGCUCAUAUGGGUGUUCUUACAGUAAUUGCCAAACGUCUAGAUGCAAUCAUCGGGCCUGGAGUGAUGCUUCUUUAUCCAUUAUAUGCCUCGAUCCGAGCAAUAGAAAGUCCAUCAAUGGUAGAUGACCAACAAUGGUUAACCUAUUGGAUUAUAUAUUCCUUCAUUACCCUAUUUGAGCUUUCAUUUUGGAGAAUCCUGGCUUGGGUCCCAUUGUGGCCGUACAUGAAGCUGGUAUUGUGUAUGUGGUUGGUGUUGCCUAUAUUCAAUGGAGCAGCUUAUAUAUAUGAAAAGCAUAUAAGAAAAUACAUAAAAUUUGGAGGAUUUGUGGGCUCAAAUUAUUCAGAGGAUCAAAAGAAGAUCCUCCAGAUGAUCAGCUUAGAUGCUAGGAAAUAUGUGGCUGAAUACGUUGACAAGCAUGGAUGGCCUGCCUUUGAGCGAAUUAUCAAAGCGGCUGAAAAAGAAGCAAAGAAACCAUGAAGUAGUGUUCGCAGCUACCAUUUUAUGAGGGAUUGUCAAGGAAUACUACAAGUUUAAUUGUGUAUGUUUAUAUAUUUUCCAAUUCAAGAAGAUAUGUAUCUUAAAUUUCUAAAUAUCAAUCAAAUCUUUUUAUUUUAUUUUUAA
This is a messenger RNA of Gossypium arboreum, 686 nucleotides long. RefSeq names its product HVA22-like protein f. Lineage: Eukaryota; Viridiplantae; Streptophyta; Magnoliopsida; Malvales; Malvaceae. The record is from RefSeq and is a predicted model, not a curated record. The coding region runs from base 72 to 542 and encodes 156 amino acids. The transcript is spliced from 5 exons.